AUGCAUCCCCAGACCAUCUUCAACGCCCUCCUGGCCUUUGCUGCCACCGGAAUGGCUGCUCCUUCCGAGGCCUUCAACAACCUCCAAGCCCGCGCCAGGGUCGCUCACGAUUCUCUCAACCCUGUUGGCAAGACCGUCCAGGGAGGUGCCAUUGGCGCCGCCAUUGACAGGUGGCAGCCUCUGCUUCACAUCGCCCACGGUUGUCAGCCGUACACGGCUGUUGCUCCCAACGGAGACGUUAGCGGUGGACUUCAAGACAGCGGCACCACAUCUGGUGGCUGCAGGGACACCUCAAAGGGCCAGACCUAUGCCCGUGCUGCUAUGCACAACGGCAAACUUGCCAUCAUGUACGCUUGGUACUGGCCCAAGGACCAGCCUGCUGAUGGCAACCUCGUCAGUGGUCAUCGCCACGACUGGGAGAACGUCGUCGUCUUCAUUGACAACUACCAGUCUUCUGGAGCUACCCUCUACGCUGCCGCCGCAUCUGGCCACGGUGAUUACAAGAAGACCAAGAGCCCCCAGCGAAGCGGCAACAAUGUCAUGGCUGAGUACUUCACCAGCGGUGGUAAGAACCAUGAGCUGCAGUUCAAGACCAGCCCAGGCCGUACCUACUGGAUUUACGACUGGGCUGCCAUGACCCCCGCUGCUCGCACCGGUCUGAUCAAUGGACCAAAUGGCAACCCCAACGAUAAGCCUUGGGGCAGUGCUAAUGUUCCUUUCAUCGACGCCAACUUUGGCAGAAACAUUGGCAACGCCUGGUCUUAA
Messenger RNA from Fusarium sp. VM40, 765 nucleotides. The record is from the annotation of a GenBank genome assembly. NCBI's taxonomy places the organism in Eukaryota, Fungi, Ascomycota, Sordariomycetes, Hypocreales, Nectriaceae.